AUGCCUGUUUUUGGAUUCCAACGUGGCGGCAAGUGUUUUGGCAAAGGGACGUUCAUCGGCAAAGUCCCUAUCAGCACUUCUGAGAAAGCUCCUGCCUUUGGAAUUUUCUUGGCAGUUCAUUUUUGCCCCACUCGGCUGAAUGUGUCUGACGGCCCCACUCGGUCUGUGCCCUUGUGGCCAACGCACUCUGGCCCAUCAAUCCUGGACCUUUUGGACUUUGAAGGUCUUUUCAGGCUUGCAGAAUUGCCCAAGACCAGACGCUGGGCUGCCAGCUGGACUUGUCUCUUCCUUGGACUUUGCGCCUUGCAUUCCCUUCCUCCUGCUGCCCUGGCAAUUGAGAACCCUUGUUUCCGAAGCUCUCUUCCUUCUGUGGACUUUUACCAGCAUCUCCUGGAAUUUGAUGCAGCACUUGGAUUUCCUGGCGAGGGUCUGAAUCUUCAAGAAAUUCUGGCGGGGGCUUAUGCUGAGCCCGAGAAACUGGUAGAACAGCUGGUGCAGGAGCCGAAGACCCGCUAUCGAGCUGCUAGGCACCAAAUGUGCCGCAUGGACUAUGAAGAUUUGGUGGCAUUGGUUGCUUGCGCUUUUGGUGAGCUCAGCCCUGGUCAACGUUUGCGGCCCCACUCCUCUCAACUGCUGAGGACCCGCUUCCGUCAGCUGCUUGGAGCGAUUGGGCUUCUGGAAUGCACACGAACGAAUGCUGGAUCUGGGGUCGCUGAGGGCAGGGGUGCAACACAUCUCUUCAUGCUAACAGAGGACACCGAGCUCGUCAAGCGCAGGGGCCGGUGGUUGGCCCACAGAACUAUGGAAAUCUAUUUGCAAGAGGUCAAUGCCACGGUUUUCUUUCCGCGGAGGUGA
This is a messenger RNA of Cladocopium goreaui, 855 nucleotides long. The record is from the annotation of a GenBank genome assembly. NCBI's taxonomy places the organism in Eukaryota, Dinophyceae, Suessiales, Symbiodiniaceae.